AUGAUUGCAUCUUCAGAACUUCUCCAGGAGCCUUGGUAUAAAGCAACGACUAAUGGCAGUGAUUUAUCCUCUGUUGAUGGCCUCAGUGCCUCUGCUGGGUCCAUAACAAGACCGACACCAAAACCAAACAGGAAGGCCUCGUUGUAUUCGCUCAUCGCCGGCAAGGACAACUCUCUGUUCUCCAACUCUUCUCAGCAAACAGUAACUCCUUACACUUCGCUUCAGAGCUCCACGACCUCGUUUUCAACUCUGUCCAGCAAUAUCUUUCCAUUGGAGAAAUUCCGUUUGAAAAAGGCAAAAUCUUCGUUCAACAUGCAAGGUCCAGCAUCGCCAUCUGCAAUUGCAGGCCCAUCUGAUCUUUCCCGAAUCCAUUCAGUCACUGCCAUCUCGCAGAGCAACCUCAGAAAGGAUUUGUGGGCGCCCGCCCACGAUAAUGAUACUGAUGCAGUGCUGCGAAUCAUAGACCGCCCACCAAACUUGUCACGGAUUAGUACCGAAACUGAUACACCCAAAGUUUCCGUUCGAGUCGUUGGAAGAGGUGGUCAGGGAUCCCGUCCUCGUCCAACAAAUCAACGGAUCUCCCAUCUGCAUCAGUCUCUUCAGGAUCAACAGAUUAGCACUACUUCUUUAGUUGAUUCAUUUGAUAAUGUGUCAAGGACACAUGCAAAAGCACCUGCAGUGCCAGGCCCAAUAAGCAUCGCGCGCGUCGUGGGAAGAGGAGGCUUAGGUUCAAAACGUCGCGUCCACUUGAACUCUUCUUCGACUUUUUUGUCGCCCUCUCUCUCGAGCGAUCCUCGUGUAUACCCGCAUCAGCGGACACAAAGUACACCGACUCACUCUAGAAAUUUCGCAGGAAGUUCAUCUUCACUCCAAUCUCCGGCUAUUCGAGUAAGUGGUCGAGGAGGUGCCGGAUCGCGUCUUCGGGUCAAAUCACCUUCUCCAGCUUCAGGGCCAUCCCUCGCCACAAUGUGCAAGAUUAAAUGGAAGAAUCGAAAGAGAGCUCAAUCUAAAUCCGAUACUAGUGCGUUCCAAGAACCAUCGAUUUCACCUCGUCCCAAAAUUUCGAGAUUUGUUUCACUCAAACGUGCGAAAGUGGACAACAAUAUCCCUCAGUCGAACGAUAACAACGACGACGAAUCUCAACCUCUUCCAGUCAUCCCAGCAUCCCCGCCUCUUCCUAAUACCGUGGAUCUGGAGCAUGAUCCUACUUCCACAUCUACAACGCUCUCAGUAUACGUCCAUCCAUCAGAUGUCCGUCUUCCCGCUGCUGCUCCACGGAACAAACUCGAGCGCACAUUAGGCGAUGCAGUGCCUUCUCAUAUGCUCCUAUCCGCCAACGCCAAUCACAUACCUGACAUUCCUCUUGGUAAACCAGAUCGGCGACGGUCUCGGGGUUCCAUACAUUCGUUGUCAUCGCUCAGUUCUACUGCCAAAUCAAAUCACCGACGCAGCGUAGCGCGGUCUCUCUCGAGUCUAGGAUCGUUUAUACGCCUCUCUAACUCUCGACCAUCAUCGGAUGUCUUUGUGUACUCAGAAGAAGGCGGGAAUGAUGUAUUUGACGUUAUCGAGGGUGAUGAUGACAAGGAGGAAGUGUGUUGGAUCGAUAAUGAAUUUGAUUCGUAUCCACGAGAGGGCACUGUUACUCCCAUAUCACCCAUGGUAUUCUCCGUACGACCUCCCUCACCUAUGCCUCCCUCCAAACCGAAGCUCAUCGUUGACUCUAACAUCUCGGUCGAUGGGACCUCAGCGAGUGUAGUCUCAGUAGGUACAGAAGCAGAUGGACAAGACUCCAGCGUGCUAAGCUCAGACGAUGAUCAUCGUAGUGCGCAUUCAGAAGUACACACCCAAGCGACAUCUCUCAACGACAGUUCGCUUUCUGAUACACCUUUCUCUUUCACCGAUGUAUGCGAUACUGCACCACAGCCAGCAUCCCCAAUUAUAUUUUUCUCGGAGCCCGAGCCCGAGUCCGAACGCCCAUCGUCUACCGUUCAUCUAUUUUCACCGCGUUCAGACGCGGAAUUUGAUGUCACAGAAAGCACUCCUCGGACUCAACUGGAAGCCCUUCUAUCAGAGCCCAUUCAGUCUUUGACGAAUUCUCCGAGCUCGACCUCACUCUUUCGAAGCUCAUUUCCUUUCCAUCCUAGGAGAGAAGAAAGAGAGGUGGUUGAACCUCAUGCACAUGGCUGGACGGGUGAGUGGAAUAGGAAGAAUAUGCAAGACGUGAUUCGGUCCUUGCGGGAACUCAAGUGA
Messenger RNA from Lentinula edodes (shiitake mushroom), 2250 nucleotides. RefSeq lists its product as uncharacterized. Bases 1 to 2250 code for a protein of 749 amino acids. The transcript is spliced from 2 exons. The record is from RefSeq and is a predicted model, not a curated record. Lineage: Eukaryota; Fungi; Basidiomycota; Agaricomycetes; Agaricales; Omphalotaceae.